GAUAAAAGUAAAAUUAAAGUCUUAAAAAUUUAUUUAAAAAAGCCCUAAAAAUCCUUAUUAUUCAAAAAUUUUUAAUGGAAGAAAUUUUUUGAUCCUAAAAAAUUGUAAAAUAAAAUAAAGAAUGAUUUUUCAAUAAUAUUUUAUGCAACAUACUCCAGGCAGAUAGGAGCAGGAGUGCCUUUCUGUAUCCGUGGAAAUCCCUGUGCGGGAAUUGAAGGACGGGUAAGUUAGUCGAUAUUUGUGGGAAAUUUCCUCAUCAGCUUAGCAACGGUUGCUAAAAUAACUCGUAUCUACCCAUAUUUUCUCCCAUUCAGCAGUGGUUCUGUGGCUCCUCCGAGGACAUAAGAAAUGUCCCUUGAGGAGGAGAGACGUGCCUCUGGCGAACGACGACGCAAUCUUCUGCACCUUAUUGCUCAAUUUCUGGACGAUAUGGGGCUCAGUGGGACGCGCGACAGCCUCGUGGCAGAAGCAAAAAUCUCCGGGGAACUGCAGGUGUGCGAUAAUGUGGAUCUGGAGACGAUGUACCUGGAGUUUGUCAGUUACUAUCAUGUAAAAUUUGGACGUGCCCCAAAAAUUGUGAAACGAGUCACGCGACAGGAGGCUCGAAAGUCCGCCACGCGUACCACCACCAGCAGACCACCCAAUUCAGCACCAAAGAGUCCGGGGAAGCGCGCAGCAGGGUAUCAGGGGGCAACGAAUGGCACGUGGAACAGCUUGUCUGUCGUGCAAAUCUGCUCAAACACCCCCAACGACACUGGGGAUGGUGAAAGCACCCACUUUGGACGCCCACUGCUCUCAAACUUUGAACACUCAUCACCGGAGUGGCGUGAAAUGGCACAACUUGUGUGCAGAGAUCUCAUCUCUAAUGGAGGGAAAAUCUCCUGGAAGGAUGUUAUUGGCGCCAAGAAUGCAAAGGAAAUUCUCAGGGAGAGUGUUCUCUUACCCAUAGAAUACCCAAAUCUCUUCCACGAGGGCACCAUUGAGCCGUGGAAGUGUGUCCUUCUCCAUGGACCACCAGGAACGGGGAAGACUCUCCUAGCUCGUGCACUCUGUGCUGAAACUCACGGUAAGGUGGCCUUCUUCAACAUCACCACCAGCACAAUUGUGUCCAAGUGGAGAGGAGAUUCAGAAAAAUACCUUCGUGUGCUGUUUGACGUAGCCAAGCUAUACUCCCCGUCGGUGAUUUUCUUCGAUGAGAUUGAGGGACUAACUUCACGCAGAGAUUGCCCAACGGAACAUGAAGCUUCCCGCAGGUUGAAGAGCGAAUUCCUUUCCCUGCUUGAUGGUUUUACUCCUUCAAAUGGAAUUUUUGUUCUGUGCAACACAAACCUCCCGUGGGAGAUUGAUCCAGCCUUUUUGCGUCGCUUUGAGCAGAAAAUUCUCAUAGAUCUACCCACGGCAGAAGAUCGUGUAGAGAUUGUUAAAACUUUCCUACCGGGAAGCACCAAAUGGCCCAGUGGAGCCUACGAGAGGAUAAAGAGCCUAACUGAAGGCUUCACAGGAGAUGACUUGAGGAUUGCAUGCAAGGAUGCGCAAAUGGGGCAAGUUAGGAAAUUCAUUGGAAUGCAGAAGGAUGCCAGGAAAGGAUCCAAUCAACCCGCCAGUGUCUCAUUGGGGGAUUUUGAAGCUUCCCUGAGCAAAAUUACUCCAACAGCAGAUACCGUAGUGGUGAGACAUCGGAAAUGGCAUGAGAAGUUCUCAAAUCCAAUCGGAUAGUGUGCAGAUUUAUUUUUUUAAUAGAAAAUAUAGACAAAUUCACUGGAA
Lutzomyia longipalpis is the source of this 1764-nucleotide messenger RNA. Its product is annotated as katanin p60 ATPase-containing subunit A-like 2. Lineage: Eukaryota; Metazoa; Arthropoda; Insecta; Diptera; Psychodidae. The coding region runs from base 349 to 1716 and encodes 455 amino acids. Gene Ontology annotation, molecular function: protein binding; ATP binding; ATP hydrolysis activity. The transcript has 3 exons. The record is from RefSeq and is a predicted model, not a curated record.